Recurvomyces mirabilis is the source of this 1272-nucleotide messenger RNA. It is a transcript of the gene RPN6, whose product is annotated as 26S proteasome regulatory subunit rpn6. Bases 1 to 1272 code for a protein of 423 amino acids. Gene Ontology annotation, biological process: ubiquitin-dependent protein catabolic process. The transcript has 2 exons. Gene Ontology annotation, cellular component: proteasome regulatory particle, lid subcomplex. NCBI's taxonomy places the organism in Eukaryota, Fungi, Ascomycota, Dothideomycetes, Mycosphaerellales, Teratosphaeriaceae. Gene Ontology annotation, molecular function: structural molecule activity. The record is from RefSeq and is a predicted model, not a curated record.
AUGGCACAAGAGGAUAAUGCCAAGCGGCUGGAAGAGGCGAAGAAGCUCAGCAAGAGUGACCCUGGCAAGGCAGAGAAGAUAUAUCAACAACUACUCUCGCAGAAGCCAGGCUCUAGCGACCGUGAGACUCGGGAAUUUGAGGCUGCGUUGAUAGGAUUGGGAGAGCUGUACCGAGAUCACAAGAGGCCGCAGGAUCUAGCGAUUCUAAUCCAACAAACACGAGAUGCUCUCACCAGCUUCGCUCGAGCGAAGACUGCAAAGCUGAUUCGCCAACUCCUCGACCUCUUCACGCCUAUACCCAACACAGUCGACACCCAAAUCUCCGUUACAAAGUCAUGUAUCGACUGGGCCGUCUCGCAACGCCAAGGUUUCCUGCGACAAAGUCUCGAGGUUCGCCUCGUGGGCUUGCACAUGCAAAAGCAGUCUUACUACGAUGCCCUCACUCUGAUCAACAGCUUGCUCAAGGAGCUCAAGCGUCUGGACGAUAAGCUGGUUUUGGUUGAGGUUCAAUUGAUGGAGAGCAAAGUCUACCACGCCCUUGGGAAUGUACCCAAAGGUCGCGCUGCCCUGACAUCCGCCCGCACCAGCGCAGCGUCUGUCUACUGCCCACCACUACUUCAAGCAGGCCUGGAUAUGCAGUCCGGUCAGUUGCAUGCCGAGGACAACGACUUCAACACUGCCUACUCAUACUUCAUCGAAGCUAUGGAAGGCUACCACUCACAAGACGACCCCGCAAAGGCAACGAGUGCAUUGCAGUACAUGCUUCUUUGCAAAAUUAUGCUCAACCUGAAGGACGAUGUGGAUAACCUCAUGGCGUCAAAGCACGCCAUUAAAUAUGCCGGCAAGAACCUCGACGCGAUGAAGGCGGUGGCGCGUGCUCACAACAACCGGAGUCUGGAGGAGUACGAGACGGCAUUACACAGCUACCGUUACGAGCUCGGUAGCGAUCGUUUCAUCGCAUCUCAUUUGCGACGUCUGUACGACAGCAUGCUGGAGCAGAAUCUGAUCAAGGUCAUCGAGCCCUUUUCACGAGUGGAGAUAGAUCAUGUUGCGGAGAUGGUGGGCUUGGAUGUUCAGCAAGUGGAACGUAAGCUUAGCCAGAUGAUUCUCGACCGCGUCAUCAUAGGUGUUCUGGAUCAGGGCACGGGUGUCCUGAUCGUGUACGAGGAGAGCGAGAAGGACAAGGGGUACGAGGCGGCACUCGACACCAUCGAGAAGUUGGGAGGUGUCGUUGACGUGCUCUACACCAAUCAGGCCAGUAUGCUUGAGUAG